GCACUGAAACUAUGAGGCUCUGGCCUCCACUGGCCACUCACUCAUAACCCCUUACACCACGGCGGAGCCUUCCAAGCCUACCUCCUGCCGUGUGGUGAUCUACCUGCAGCGGGAGAUGUCGGGGGAUACCUGUCUGUGCCCAGCAUCUGGGGCCAAGCCGAAGCUAAGUGGCUUCAAGGGAGGAGGGCUGGGCAACAAGUACGUCCAGCUCAACGUGGGUGGCUCCCUGUACUAUACCACCGUGCGGGCACUCACCCGGCAUGACACCAUGCUCAAGGCCAUGUUCAGCGGACGCAUGGAGGUGCUGACUGACAAAGAAGGUUGGAUCCUCAUAGACCGAUGUGGAAAGCACUUCGGCACCAUUUUGAAUUACCUCCGGGAUGACACCAUCACCCUCCCUCAAAACCGGCAGGAAAUCAAGGAGUUGAUGGCUGAAGCAAAAUAUUACCUCAUUCAGGGGCUGGUGAACAUGUGCCAAACUGCCCUGCAGGACAAGAAGGACUCCUACCAGCCUGUGUGCAACAUCCCUAUCAUCACAUCCCUGAAGGAGGAGGAGAGGCUCAUUGAAUCCUCUACUAAGCCUGUGGUGAAGCUGCUGUACAAUCGGAGCAACAACAAGUACUCCUACACCAGCAACUCUGACGACCACUUGCUGAAGAACAUCGAGCUGUUUGACAAGCUCUCCCUGCGCUUCAACGGCCGUGUGCUCUUCAUCAAGGACGUCAUUGGUGACGAGAUCUGCUGCUGGUCCUUCUACGGCCAGGGUCGCAAGCUGGCAGAGGUGUGCUGCACCUCCAUUGUAUAUGCCACGGAGAAGAAGCAGACCAAGGUGGAAUUUCCAGAGGCCCGAAUCUAUGAGGAGACACUCAAUGUCCUACUCUAUGAAACCCCCCGAGUCCCUGACAACUCCUUAUUGGAGGCCACAAGCCGAAGCCAUAGCCAGGCUUCCCCCAGUGAAGACGAGGAAACCUUUGAACUGCGGGACCGUGUCCGUCGCAUCCACGUCAAGCGCUAUAGCACUUAUGAUGACCGGCAGCUCGGCCACCAAUCUGCCCAUCGCGACUGACAAGACCCUCAGGGAGUCAGAGCACAGGAAGCCCUGUCUCCCCUCCUGUGGAACCCCACCCCAUUGGCCACUCCAUGCUGCUGCUGGCUGGGUCUCUUACACCCCCAGAGGCAUGACAGGCUCUGCCUGGGAGGUCAGGGGGCCUGAGAAGAGGGGAGACCACAUUCCUUUGCCUUGUCUCCUGAGCACUUCCAGAUGACUGAGUCCUGUCCUCUUUGCUCAGCCUCUCGCUGCCCAACAGGGAGCUGCUUCUGCUCUAUGGUGAAUGGAGUGACCUGCCCACCUGCCAAGAACAUUCCCCUAGGCCCUUUGCUGAGUGCCCCUUUCCUCUGCUGAAGAGCUACUACCCCUUAGGCCUCAGCUGAAGCCCAUGGGGAAUGGGUUCAUUCUAGGGGAAAGGUGGCUUCUGGUGCUGCGGAGGCCCAGUUUUUAAACAGAAGAUGAGGCUUCUUUUUCCUAAGGUGUUUAAGUACAGGCUUGAUGGGUUUGGUUUUUUUAAAAAUAAUCUAGGAAAUGAAUAGUUUAAGUCUAAUAAUGAGGGGACUGGGCAUUUCUGUUACCCCUCCGGGAUGUCAAAACCCUGCAUAUGACAGAACCCUUGGCCUUGCUCAAUGCCCUUGGGAAUCUGUUUCUUUAAAGCACUUUCUACCAUUCA
Molecule: messenger RNA, 1721 nt
Organism: Galeopterus variegatus (Sunda flying lemur)
Lineage: Eukaryota; Metazoa; Chordata; Mammalia; Dermoptera; Cynocephalidae
Gene: TNFAIP1
Product: tumor necrosis factor, alpha-induced protein 1 (endothelial)
Exons: 6
Coding region: 116-1066 (316 amino acids)
Biological process (GO): protein homooligomerization; proteasome-mediated ubiquitin-dependent protein catabolic process; negative regulation of Rho protein signal transduction
Cellular component (GO): Cul3-RING ubiquitin ligase complex
Molecular function (GO): protein binding; ubiquitin-protein transferase activity
Source: RefSeq, a predicted model, not a curated record